CGGUUACAGCCAUGGGAAUGAGCCCGUGGUCGUGGCUUCAGUCUGUUCUGCGGAGGAGAUUCUGAUGUCGUAAACCGCAUCCACUUGGCUGACAGGAUAAAGAAAUAUAAACACAAAAAUAAUCAAAAUGGAACAUUCCUGGCCGAAUGGACAGUUGAUUCUACUCAAAUAGGGUUGAACAGUGCAUCGUUUCCAACCUGGGAGAGAGGCUCUAACUUGACAUGCUCAGAAUUUCCAGAAAUAAUGUCAGCAAGGAUGUGUUUGUCACAUUCACAGAUGACCCAAGGUGGAAGGACAAAGCCAAGAUUCUGAAAGAUGCCAGUGAUCUAGAACGGAAGGGAUAAAUGAGCUGGCUGAGAGGAAGCGAGACAGGGAAGUGAUGGUCUUUAAUUGACUCCCUGGCUUAAGAUCAGCAACAAGGAACAGAACCAAGAGCAGGAAGAGGCUUUGAGCCUGGUGUAAGAAACACAGAACAAGGCAGGCUGCCAGGGACUAGCCACACAGUGUGGCAGCGGGCUGGGGUGGGCAUAUGAUGAAGAUAAAAAUAAGUUUUCUGGAGAAGCUGGAGGGAAGAGGUUCGCAGAGGCUACCUGAGGGAGCCCUGGAGGCACACCGAGGCCAGGAUUUAAGAUGUCUUUGUUGGUCAGACUUCAUAGAAGACAACAUGGAAGACCUUCGGUAGCUAAAAGGGAAUAUGCAACAGUCAUAGGUCAUCGGUUGCAGGAUCAUGGCCUCGUGGUGGAAAUGAUUCACCUUGCCUCUGAGUCAGGCCUCACUCGAGCACUCCAGGAAGUUAAAGAUGAUGGGUCCCCAUUUUGUAUUCUUGUUGAACAGUCUAAUGUAAAACUUUCCUCUUGCACCGUAAUUAUGCUUCAUGCGUCUAUCAAAAUACAUCGUCACAUGCCUCUGGAGGAUGCCCUGGUGCUGGUGGCUAAAGAAUAUAGGAGACUUUUCAAUAAACGGGAGCAGCAGGAACACACUGGCAUUUCUCGGAUGGCUGGAGAUCUGGUAGAUGACUUCUUGGCCAGGGAGUGCCUUACCAGCUACUCUGUCCCCUCGGGCAUUCAGCAUCUUCUCUUCCUGUUGAAUGAAGGCCAACAUUUGUACAUGAAUGAGCUGGACCUGCUCAUCGACUACCUGAGGACCAGGAAAGGACAACUGGAAGGCUUUGAGAUGCCAAGUCCUUUGGCCAGUAGUGAUCACUCCUCAUUCCAAGGCAGGAAUAACCCCAUCAUGGGCAAGCCGCCUCCACUCCUUCCAAGCCCCGGAAAGAGAUCCUUCCCAGGUCCUCCUCCCCCGGUUCCUGCCAAGUCCCCUUUGAUAGGUGAGAGGCCAGGAGGUCUCCUUCCGCAGCCAGGAUUGGUCAACCGCAAAAGUCCGUUUCCCCCUCCCCUGCUGCUGGCAGCCCCCUCCAAGAGGCCUGCUCCUUUAGGAUGCCUCCCUCCCAAGCCUGCCAAGCAUCCAUUACUUGGGAAGAAACCAGACCUUUUAGCACCACCACCAGUUCUUUUGCAGUCGGUGCUGCACAGGCGGACAGUUCAACCUGUGACUUUGCUGAACUAAGGGAAGCUUCUCUGAGCUAGAAGAACAACAUAGCUGUACCCAAACAGCAACCUCGCUCACUUCCAAGGACCAAGGCCCCUGAUUGGCCUGCAGCACUGAUGUCCAGGCAGUGGGUACAGACGUGGCAUCCCUUCUGUCCCAUACAUAGUCCCAUUGAUGCUUUUUUCCUGUUUGGAACCUUUUUGUGCCAAACUAGAUGUUUGUGGAUGGUCGUUGUUAUAGACGUUGAAUCUUGAAAUUGUUCAAUUAUAUACAUGUUAAAAACCAAUGAAAACGUCUAGCUUUCAUAUACUGGUUGCUCCCUUUAAAAAAAAAAACAAAACUUUUUAUUUUGGAAUAAUUUCAGAUUUACAGCAAAUUUGCAAAAAUAGUACAGAGAGUUCCCUUUAUCCAUCUUCCCCUUAACAUCUCACAUAACCAUGGCACACUUGCUAGGAAAUUAACAUUAAUAAAGUAAUAUUAACUACACUACAGACUUUAUUCAUAUUUCGCCAGUUUUUCUACUAAUGUAUAAUUUUUUUGUUUCAGGGACCUGUUCUUGGGCACCUCAUUGCAUUUAGGCCCCUUUUAAUUUUAUUAUGUUCCAGUUUUUUAUUGUGAAAUAUUUUAAUAUAUAGAAAAUUCAAGUGAAUAGUAUAGUGAACACGCAUGUGUUCUGCAUCUAGAUUCAGUAAGUGUUAACAUUCUGCCACUUUUUAACUUAUGUGUAUGAUGUAUAAAUAAAAUUUUUUCUCAACCAUGAAAAAAAAUAAAGUUUUCUGGGCUGUUCACAGAGCCAGUGUGGGAG
Messenger RNA from Hippopotamus amphibius kiboko, 2350 nucleotides. Its product is annotated as nuclear receptor coactivator 5-like. Bases 631 to 1563 code for a protein of 310 amino acids. The transcript is spliced from 2 exons. The record is from RefSeq and is a predicted model, not a curated record. Lineage: Eukaryota; Metazoa; Chordata; Mammalia; Artiodactyla; Hippopotamidae.